UCCUUGGGCGGACUGUUGGCUCGUGGGUUGCCAUGCCAACAGAACACAAAGAGCAGCGGUGGAGCUCUUCAGGCACUGCCAGCCACCACCUAACUGCGCUCCUCCAGUCCUCCCCCAGUCUGGGAAGGGCAUUUCCAAGGUAACAGCUUCUCUUUCCAGAGGUCAAGACAAUGGACAAUGAAAAUGAAAGUGCUGCCACUGAGAAGGUAGCACACACGAUUGUGAAAAAGGCAAUACGUACUGCGCAGGAAUAUUAUCUAAAUAAUGUGCAGAAAGAAGAAGGUAAGGAGCUUGCUCUAUUUGCCACGUCUUACCGUGUGUCAGAGCUUUCCCAGAAGGAUUUUCACAGCAUUUUAUCCUUUUCAGAAGCUGAAUACGCCGUCAGAAAUAUUCAGUGGACAACAUGUGAAGACUUCUCAGUGGAGAGGGGACAGCAGCAAAUCGAAGAAUACAUUUCCACAGAGCGUGCUCUGGUUGUUCAGCAGACAUGGGAGCUUCACAAGAGCUGGCUUCACUGCUCAGAGUUUCUCUGGGAAGAAGAUCUGCAGUACAGCAAGAAGUACCACUAUAGAGUUCUCUGGAGCAUCCCAACACGCAGAAAACCCAUCCCACUAGCAACAGCAAGCACCUAUUUUGUGAUAGAGAUCUCAAAAAUCAAACCUGCCACCCUGCCUGUGGAGGUAUUCUUCUUUCUGGAGUCCAGCAGGCUGAUUCACAGACCGGAGCACUGUCGAUUUAGAGAAAAGUGGUUGAAGGACAUCAUUGAAAAUAAAAUCAUACUCAGAGAAAGGCUUAAAUUACCAUGAACAGCUCCAACUCUGUUGGUAUUUUGAGGAGAAUCAAUGCAAUGAAGGAAAAAAGGUUAUUUCUUCUUAACUUGUGGAUUAACUUGUAGGUGUGGAAGCAGAAUUAAAUCAAUGUUAAACUA
Messenger RNA from Lagopus leucura (white-tailed ptarmigan), 928 nucleotides. It is a transcript of the gene AKAP14, whose product is annotated as A-kinase anchoring protein 14. The record is from RefSeq and is a predicted model, not a curated record. Gene Ontology annotation, cellular component: cAMP-dependent protein kinase complex. Lineage: Eukaryota; Metazoa; Chordata; Aves; Galliformes; Phasianidae. Gene Ontology annotation, molecular function: protein kinase A regulatory subunit binding. The coding region runs from base 171 to 806 and encodes 211 amino acids. The transcript is spliced from 4 exons.